AAACCGUAAGCUCAGUAUAAACCUCAGACCCAGGACUUAGGUAUAGGAGUCAGGAAAGAAUAAGCCAAGGUAUAAUAAGAAGCGUUCAGAGCUGAGAGUUCUGGAGAUUAUUAUAAUUGGUAUUGUGCAGAGGAAGAAAUCUCACAGUUGGUAGCGUCUCGCAAGGUUGAGGAUUACUGGAGCUAUGUCUGGAGGAUACGGAAUCCCAGAGGUCGACAUGGACUCGGAAGCAAACUUCGUCAGGUUGGGCGAACACAUGCGUAUCAAGGAGUUCCAUGGAAACAUCAAUGCAGAAGAAGUGUUAACUUACAUUGAUGCAGUCACAGCACAAUGCUCCGUCAUGGGUGCUGUCACUGGGAUUACCUGGCUGAAGGUAUUCGAAAUGCACUUGCAGGACACAGCCAGAAGAUGGUACACGAAGUACAAGAUCGGUCAAGAAGCAGCAAACCAGCUGUCAGUGGAACAGACUGUCGCCGACUUCAAGAGCAGAUUCCUGCCAACCGGAUACCAAGAGAUCGCCACAGAAAAGAUCAUAGCGCUGAAACAAAGCGGACCGGUUAGCGUAUACUGCGAUCGCUUUGAGCAACUAAGAGAACUGUUGCCAAGACCACUUCAAACCGAAGGAACCCUGCAGAUACUUUUCAUAAGAGGGUUAGACCCGGCCAUCAGAACAACGGUCAGAAACCAAAGACCGGUGGACCUGACUGACUGCUAUCGCCAUGCACAAUGGGCAGAUGAGCAGAGAGAGCCAGACUACCGCAGAAGGGGUUUCGGUGGAAGCCGCCAGCGUAACGGACGCCCAUUACCAGGCAAGCGCGCACCUUUGGUCACACGCGAGCUAGAGUACGAGGAUAGAAUGGACCUGGAUGCCAUGGCCGCAGAACCUCAUAGAAACAACAGGAGAACCACCACGGGAAACUCCCAAGGGUGCUUCCUGUGUGGAGAGAAAGGCCACUUCAAGCGCGACUGUCCUCAAAACGGGAGGACUACCUCAAGAAAACAAUAGAAUCGUCCUAGCAGCGAUUGAAGUGAAAACAGAAAACCCCGAAAAACAAAAAAACAAUACAAAAUCCGAAAAAACACAAAAACAAUUCAAAACAACAGAAAAACCAAAAAACAAUACGAAGAAAGAAGACUACUCGACGGAACCAAGACUACUGAAGGUACCUGUCGCAGCACAAUCUAUCAUACUCAAUGCAACAUACAACAAUGUGACAAUAUCAGCACAUGUUGAUUCGGGAGGUCAUUGUAACUUUGUCUCCGCCGACU
Williopsis jadinii is the source of this 1269-nucleotide messenger RNA. RefSeq lists its product as uncharacterized. The record is from RefSeq and is a predicted model, not a curated record. Gene Ontology annotation, molecular function: zinc ion binding; nucleic acid binding. NCBI's taxonomy places the organism in Eukaryota, Fungi, Ascomycota, Saccharomycetes, Phaffomycetales, Wickerhamomycetaceae. The transcript has a single exon. The coding region runs from base 185 to 1006 and encodes 273 amino acids.